GUCAAUUUCCCCUGUAGAAAAUUCUAAUUUGUAAACAUCGUAAACAUCCCUUAGCUCACAAAAUAAUGCUUUUUUAGAAGGAAUUACCAGGAAAACCAUAGCAAAAUGACUACAGAUUGGCAUUGUAUUGAAAAGGUGCCGGUGGAAGUGACACCACUGACCAGGGUGGAUUCUACGGAAGUUCAUCCGCUGAAGCAGAUGACAGUAACUGUGCUGGAAAGCAAGGGAACAAGGAAUAGGAAGUCAUCCAGCAGUUCUGCAAUGGGAAUUCUUGAUCCUCUGAGCCAAGCAUUCGAUGGCUCGGAUCCCCUGAGUCAGUUUGCAAGGCAAGCAUCUCUGGAAGUGGAUCCACUGUCCCAGAUAGCGGCAGAGUAUGAGCUGAGUGCAAGUGGGGUCAUGAAGGCAGAUUCUCCCCUCGAAGAGGCUAUUGAACCAUGGAGUUCCCGGAGAUCAGCAAUUCUCAGCAAGUACACUACAGCAGAACGGCUGUCCAUUGUGACGAGCUUUGUGUCAGGAAAUGAGUCAAUUAAAGCCCAAACCACAAUGACUGAGAAGGUAAAGCAUCGCCUGGAGCAACUGGAUGACUUUACAGAUGCCGCUUAUCACAUGCAAGAUGUUAGUCAACAGGAAUACGUAUCGAGGAUUGAGCAAUUAAAUCUGGAAUUGGUUCAGGCUUGGAACAAUGAUCAUCGUGUCACUGCCCUCAAAAUUGCCAUCCAAUGUUCUAAGCUCCUGGCCGAUACGUCAGUCAUGCAAUUCUAUCCUAGCCAAUUUGUCCUUAUCACAGAUAUCCUGGAUAUUUUUGGAAAGUUGGUUUACGAUAGACUGAAAGUCAAGGCAGGGUAUAUAAGACCUGGAAGCACCAAUCCAGCAGCUCUUCCAGACAACUUUACUCCAGAUAUGGUACCAGAAAUGGCCAAGGAGACUUGCCUAAAUUGGUUUUACAAGAUAGCUUCGAUAAGAGAACUCCUACCACGAUUUUAUGUUGAAGCAGCAAUUCUCAAGUGUUACAGCUUCCUCACGUCCACGGAGUUCAAUCUCGCCCUGCUUCGUCUUACUCGGAUAAUUCGUGGAAUUGGUGAUCCUCUGGUGUCCAUUUAUGCUCGUUGCUAUCUCUGUCGCGUAGGAAUGACUGUAACAUCCGAUAGAGAGUACAUCAAGGAGAACCUGACUGAUCUCUUCACGGUCUAUCAUACAAUGUUCAGCCCAAGAUUGAAGAACGAACUUACAAGACAACGCCUAGAGAUGCCCACAUACCUCAGUCUCUACAUUCCAGCCCUGGACUGGAUCAUGCAGGGAAUGGCUGUUCAUACCCCAGAGCCGGUUCUCGAUGAGAUCUUAGACAAAUGCCUGGGACAGAAGAACAAUGGGCUGCUCCUAAACUCCGUUAUGGCAUCUUUCAGUUGUAACUUUUUAGCCAAACGUGCUACAAAACUCCUCCGUGCUAUUGCUGACAAUGCCUCAGCUGAAGACUUUCCUCAAGCUCAGCUACUCCGUGCCCUGGGUUCGUGCCUCGUGAUGGCAACUCAGGUCCCUGAUGAGAAGCAGCAAGUUUGGGUGGAGGCUAUGAAGCUCAUUGGAGAACUUAAAGUUCCGGGACAAUUUAUCCUGGCAAUUGAAUCAUGGGCAGAAUUUACGAGCAGCUCCUAUAAUUUGAGCCAUGUGGCGGCGAUUCUAGAAGAUUUGUUGACGCAUAUGGGACAGAAUCGUGUCUUUGAGCAACACUACGCAGAGAUGCAGGUCGUGGUGGACAAAAUCGUGUGCAAUAGCAAGGAUUUGGAAGGAUUGCUAACUCUGGACAAUUUCAUGCCUGUCCUGGAUCUCUUUCAGAAAGAGUCUGUGAAAAUGGACGUUUGUCGGAAUAUUAUGAUGGUGUACAAAGAUAAAAUCGAGGGAAAAACUAAUGAUCCUGUCACUACAAAUGCUCUUAUGUACAUCUGUCGGGUGCUCAAUGACUCCGUCAACGCUUUGACCGUGGAGGACGAAAGACGCCAAAUUGGGGGUUUAAUCAGUCACAUGAUAAAGCAAGUUGAUUUUGGGCGAGACUUUGAGUCUCAACUGGCAUUUUAUGUAGAUGCCCGGGCUGCAUUUCUAAAUCUGGACACAGUUUAUGCUACUCUCAUUCACUGUGUCAAUAAUUUAGCCAUGGAGACUAGGAGAAUGAUCCGUGGCCAGCAUUCGCGAAAGACUGCAGCUUUUGUAAGAGCCUGUGCAGCUUAUUGCUUUAUCACGAUUCCAAGCAUUGUGGCAGUGGCCACAAGGAUGGAUCUCUACUUGGUGUCUGGAAGCGUGGCCCUGCAGAAUUUGUGCCUGGGUCAAGCAGAUUCCUGCCUAGAAGCUGCAAUAGAACUGAUUCCAGAACUUCCAGCUGUCGUGGAAGUCGAUGGGAAGCUCAAGAGCACAGAAAAUUAUCUUACAGGCUACAUUGGAUCCCUUCUAUCUACUUUAAUCAUUGUCCCAGAUAGUCCAGACAGGGGUGUUCUCUUCCUCCUGAGACUCCUUCUGGACAAACUCAAACUUUACCAGUUUGACGAAGCUCAUUCCCAGUGCGAAGCUACUCUCACUAAUAUCUACUUAAGUGUCCUGGAUAUGCUGUCGACAGCAGCUCAGGAUUCUUACCCCUAUCACAUUCCCGGAAUUGUGUCAAAUGAUGAGCUGUAUGGUUCCGAUCCCAAGUUCAUCCAUGAAAUUGAUGGGUUGAGCAGCAAAAUUGCCGAUCAAAUUCUAAUUAAUCUGAAGAUCUUGGCUGACAAAGGCCAAUUCAAGGUACAGAGCAAUCUAGCACUGGAACUUUUUACUCGCAUCGUUAGGGGCACGGAUAUCACAAGAGACAAGCAAUUCACUCUGGCAGUGAAUCUGUGGAAUUUAGUAACGAAGAACAAGGCUCUUUUGGAUGGAAAGGCCCUAAUGGGAGUUCUGGGAAUUGUUGAACAGACGAGGAAGGCACACGGGAAUACAGUUUUGGGGAAGCGUCUCGAAGAGUUGGUGAUGCGCAUGAGAAAUAAAUUGUAACAAUGUAACUCACCAAUAAAAUUAUUAGUUAGGAAUAAUUAUACGAGUUUUCAUUGGUUCUCAGCUCUUUAUGUAUAACCAAUUUGAUAAUAAAUUUAUUAGAAAAAAAUAAACAAA
This is a messenger RNA of Phlebotomus papatasi, 3129 nucleotides long. RefSeq names its product VPS35 endosomal protein sorting factor-like. NCBI's taxonomy places the organism in Eukaryota, Metazoa, Arthropoda, Insecta, Diptera, Psychodidae. The coding region runs from base 106 to 3012 and encodes 968 amino acids. The record is from RefSeq and is a predicted model, not a curated record. Gene Ontology annotation, cellular component: endosome. Gene Ontology annotation, biological process: endocytic recycling. The transcript has 8 exons.